GAUCGAGACUGGCUCGGCCUAUGACCUCACCAGUUUCUCGAUGGAGAAGUCGGAGACAUCGAUGGAGAAGUCGGAGAGAAUGGCAUCGCUGCAAUUUUCGCGCUUGCGGGAAAUGAUCGAGAGAUUGCAAGAGUCCAUCAACGGCAUCGAAAAGUCCAUGGACUUUCACUGCGUAACGGUGCGAGAGCUUCAGGCCGUCAUCACCUCGCAGAAUGCCACCAUGCUGGGUCUAGAGGCAUCUGUACAUGCCCUUAAGGCCUCGAGGCCCAGCGUCCCCCACUUCACCGAUUUCACCGACAAGGUUUUGUCUGCGACAUUGCACUGUCCUGAUGCAGAUUUCCACAUGGAAACACCUGCAGGUUCCAGGAAGUGUUCCGUGGACAGAUUGGACACUCCGCUCAGCUUGGCCAGCCCUGGACACAGCCAUGGUCCUGGGGUCUAUUCUCGCAGCCCUGGACACAGCCAUGGUCUUGGGGUCUAUUCUCGCAGCCCUGGGGUCACCAAGAGAACCAGGAUCACUGACAGCAUGGAUUGUGAGAACUUUGUGGAGAGACAUGGGCGGAUGCACGACAACGUGAGAGAGCUGGAAGACGUCAAAGCCGUCAGCCUAAGGAGGCAAAACAACAAACCCGUCGGCAAAACGAGAUCGAAAUCUUCGAAGCCCACCCCACCGACCUCCGAAGCGCUCGGUUCCUCGAUGAAGCCGCCAGCUGGAACCCCUCAGACGCUGCGCCUGGCGCCGGCUCCAUCUCCAGUCUCGGCCACCGUGAGUAAGGCGAAAUUGACCACCUACAAGAGCCAAUCCGUCAGUGAUAUGCCCAGCAUGGUGGGAAAAGGCCAGAUGAGUAUGGAGGCGCUGAGGCAAACCUAUGAUGCUGUGGUCAUUGGCACCACCACUUCACCCGCUUGUCCAACUGACGAGGAGAAUUUGAAGCUUGGCCAGUCGGCAUUCCCAUGUUUGGGGCGCUUUCUCUUGUGCCUGGUGGGUCAUUUGCAGUUCGGCACUGGCUUGCCGUCCUGGCUCUUCUCCUUCUUCAGCUUUGCCGUUCUACCAAUCUCCUUGACCGGGCUGCUGGUUUGUGCCACGGUGGUGAUCUCGGGGGCAAGCACCAACUGGAGUAUGACCAUGGUCCUGACACUUAGCUUCUUCCAGUUGGGCGUCUCCUUUGCCAGUGUGAGCUUUAAGCUCAAUGACAUGGACUUGCUGCUGGGGCCAGCUGAGAAUCAACUCGACGACUAUGCCGAAGGGAGAGGUUUCAUGAUAGAUUGGCAGAGGUUGUCUCGAAGGCGCUUGGUUGAAACCGUGUGCGUCUUUGUAUGCAUGAUGAUCGGGAGAGCCUUGGUGAACCUAUCCUUUGGUCAACGCUUUGGCGGCUUUGGCGACCGACUGGUUGCAGAGCAAGGCUUUGAUGUGGCCGUGUUUUCUUGGUGCAUGUGGCUCAUGAUCAUCAGAUUUCUUUUGCUUUGCUAUUCCUUCUUGCACGAUAGCUUCACUCUUCGCUUUUUCAACGAACUGGACAUUGAGGAGGCUUUGGAGGAAUGGAAUGUACUCCAAGCUGCCCUCCGACAGGUGUCCAGUAAGAUGAGUUCUUCCUUGCUGGCCAUCGGAUUUUGCGCUUUGGCUGGUCUGGCCAUUUUGGCCGAACAUGUGAUUUUCAGGACCAACGGGGACAUGGAAAUCGUGGCAAAUUGGCUCUUGCGAUUUUAUCCGUUGAUCCUCUUCUUUCUCUACAGCAUCAUGCGCGUGGCGGAGGUCACCGAAAAAGCCAGCCGUGUGGCGCCUUUGGUCAAUUCCUGGCAGUUUGAUCACGACGAUGGCAGUUUGACCGGCUGGAUGGAUCCAGGGUUUCUAUUUGAGAGGAACACAGCUGACAAUGCCAACCGCUCAGA
Messenger RNA from Cladocopium goreaui, 1890 nucleotides. The record is from the annotation of a GenBank genome assembly. NCBI's taxonomy places the organism in Eukaryota, Dinophyceae, Suessiales, Symbiodiniaceae.